CCAGUGUCCCCAUCGUCAUUGCUGCACGCUUUUCCUCGCCCCAUCAACCCCACCCUCAACCCCAGGACUUUCGACUUUCGCUAUCACAUAGACUUUGCUCUUUUUGACAACAUGUCCGGUGCAGCAGCUUCAGCAGGAGCCUCGAAAUUCCAGGCUUUUAUGAACCAUCCGGCAGGACCGAAGACUGUGUUCUUCUGGGCUCCAAUGAUGAAGUGGUGCCUUGUUGCUGCUGGGGUGAAAGAUCUUAAUCGUCCGGCUGAGAAGCUUAGUGUAUCGCAGAACGUCGCUCUCGCCGCAACAGGUUUCAUCUGGGUCCGAUACUCAUUGGUGAUCACGCCCAUUAACUACAGUUUGGCUGCUGUGAACUUCUUUGUGGGCUCAACAGGCCUUGGACAGCUGUACAGGAUCUGGGAUUACCGGAGAACGCACCCAGAGGCUCUUGCUAAUGCUCCUGCCCCGAAGGCAGAGUAGAUUACGAUACCGUUUGCAAUACCAUCGAGUGUGGCGUGAGGAUAGUGAUGUUUGGCUGUUGUGUUGAUGAUGAUACAUUGAUAGCAAAAUUGUUAUUGUACAUGAGGUUAAUGCGGGGUUCUCGGAUCGAUGUUAUAACCUAUAUUGACAUGGUGGGAUUAUGUGGUGGCGGCGAAUGAGAGAACGACUAAAUAGGGAGAGCGAAAACUUCAACUUGCUGAAACCAUAAAAAUACAAAUGAGGAUGGCCGGAGAUCUGGAGCCCUGGAGCUCGGAACGUCUAUACCGUACUAUAAACAAAACAGACCAAAGAUAAAUGAAUGAAAAGAGGGUGUUCAGGUCAUCGUGAAGCCGUCUUCCGUCGAGAAGAAGCUUUCGACUUGCGGUUCGGCUGCUGCUUCCUUGUCUGCCCUCCUGCGCCUGAACUUUCGUUGGUCGUGUCGCCCACGUCGGGGCUUGUAAGGCUAUCGAAGAAGUUCUUUGCGUUUGAGAGGAUGUCGAAGCCUGUCCCGCCCAUUGCGCGACCCGCGAGCCCGGCGACGGACUGGAUGAAGCGUUGUGCGUCUGACGCUGCGUCGCCUUGUCCGUUUCUCCCUGCUCGCUGUUCGUCAUACCGCCACUGCUCAUGUGCGGUGAAAGAUUCGUACAUACGUGGUCGUUGACGCGUGUUCCUUGUUGACCGGCCUCGUGUGCUUGCAGCAACAGGCGUCCCUUGACCCUGUAGCGACUGCCAGAAUCCACCGAGAGCGCCUCCAGUCUGUCCGCCGUUUGUACCAGCAAGCCAUCCAGCAGCCCCGCCGAGUGCGCCAAGGAUGAGCACCCAUUUGACGAGACGGAAUGCCAUGCGGACCAUGAAACUUGUAGUUCGGUAGAGGCUGAGAAGGGUGUAAUAUGCGGUGAGGAAGACUAUGAGUGGAGGGAGAAGUUUCUGUGCGUCCCAUUCCCAUGGCUUCCAGGAGGGUAGGGCAGAUACGAGUGAGAAGAGGCCGGACAGGAGCAUGAGCCCAUAAGAGAGUACGGUGAAAAGGGUGUCAUAUAGAGAGGACGGGAGAUGCUCCGAGAGGUAGUCAAGCAGAGGAUCGAGGAAAGCGGGCAGGUCCUGUGGACGGACGUUGUCCAUCGCUAUGACGGCGGGAGGAGAGUGCCAGUGUCAGUGCCGGGCCAGGUGCUGGGGCUCUGGGACAGAGAGCGGGUACGUGUCCGAGCGUGUGCGGCUAAGCCGUGGGUGCACGCGACUUGCUACUGAAUGGCAAUUAAAGUUCACACGUAAGCAGACAAGGUUUGAUGAUCUGUUCG
Fomitiporia mediterranea MF3/22 is the source of this 1766-nucleotide messenger RNA. RefSeq names its product UPF0041-domain-containing protein. The coding region runs from base 112 to 471 and encodes 119 amino acids. Gene Ontology annotation, molecular function: pyruvate transmembrane transporter activity. The transcript has 5 exons. The record is from RefSeq and is a predicted model, not a curated record. Gene Ontology annotation, biological process: pyruvate import into mitochondria. Gene Ontology annotation, cellular component: mitochondrial inner membrane. NCBI's taxonomy places the organism in Eukaryota, Fungi, Basidiomycota, Agaricomycetes, Hymenochaetales, Hymenochaetaceae.